AUGACAAGAACGUUUACAUCGCAUACAGAUGAGAGUAUCGAUUUGUGGUGCAUCUCGCAAUCAGUCGCAUUGACACAGCAGCCGUGCGCGGCGCCGGUGUGGUACGAGUCACUAGGACUGCACUCCCGGCUGCGCUGCCAGGCUGCGUCGACAACGCUCCGACACCGCUUCGUUGCCGCGACACUACAUCACUAUCGCGAUAUUUUUCAUCCCUUGACAUCCGCUCUGUUAGCGUCAGUUCACUCGUAA
Molecule: messenger RNA, 249 nt
Organism: Danaus chrysippus (African queen)
Lineage: Eukaryota; Metazoa; Arthropoda; Insecta; Lepidoptera; Nymphalidae
Source: the annotation of a GenBank genome assembly